Molecule: messenger RNA, 1659 nt
Organism: Paramormyrops kingsleyae
Lineage: Eukaryota; Metazoa; Chordata; Actinopteri; Osteoglossiformes; Mormyridae
Cellular component (GO): cytoplasm
Source: RefSeq, a predicted model, not a curated record
ACAUGCUGGCUGGGGGGAGCCGGGCCGCGUCCUAAGGCAGCUUCCAGUGCCAUUGAAUAGCUCUCUCUUUCUCCUUCUCUCUCUCUCUCCCUCUCUCUCUCUCUCUCCCUCUCUAUCCCUCUCUCUCCCUCUCUCUAUCUCUCUCUCUCUCUCUGUCCCUGUGUUCAACAGGAUGCUGGCAGUUCUUUUAUGGCUGAGCAGCUGAGUUCUGUUUCCUGACUACUUUUUUUAGUUGUAAGGGAGAGGGAGAAGUGAGUUAGAUGACUGUGUAUGUGAGAGUGGAAUAGAGGGGGAGAGAGAGAGAGAGAGGGGGAGAGGUUGAGGCAGAGGAAUGCUGUGAUGUCAUGGGCUAUGUCAUACACAAAGGCAUGAGGAUAUACAUCCACACUUCCACUCCAGGGCUGGCUGUACACUUACUCUGUGGACCAUCUACAGUCCGCUCUGAUGGAGGUUCUACGAUAAGCAGCACGAUCGCCAGGUCCACGGGUCAUCCUAAGCAGGCUCUCCGUGGGACGCUUCUGCUGCUUUCCCCCCCUUUCCUUCAGGAUCUUCCACCCCCAGUUCGACAGCUCCUCUCUGAAGCAGGAUCCCCCCCCCCACCAGGCCUUCACCAUGCUGCAGCAGAUCUUGAAGGACAUGCACAUCGACCCGGACAUGCUGGAGGCCCUGAAUGAUGACCAGAAGAAGAUCCUCUUCUUCAAGAUGCGUGAAGAACAGGUGCGUCGUUGGAAGGAGAGGGAGGAGAACCUGGAGAGGGAAGCCAAGGUGGCCCUGAAGUCCAGGCCAAAGAAAGUCCACAGUAAGAGUGUAAGCUGGUUGCUCGGACGGGACGGAGACGUCCACGUUGUCGUUAUCGGAGAGAUGGAGGAGCUGAAGACCUCCAAGGUGAUCUACUCUGGUCUCGGCGAGCGGGAUCCAUCCAGUCUCCACGACAACGCACGGCCACCGGGAGCCCUGAAGAGCAGCCUGGUGAGAAGGACACCUUCAGAACCGGUCAGAACCGGGAGGGAGAACUUCCCCCCUAGAGAUCAAAGCGGAGUAGAGAUAAGCUUCAAGGAGAAGACGGGGGAUUCGAAGGCACGCCCACACGUGCCCUCCCAGCAGACGCAGGUCUUGGAGAAGAGUCAGCAGUCUUCCUCACCGCAGGAGACCGAGAAGGAGGCCGACUCGGGCAGUCCCGCGGACGGCUCUAAGGGAGCGGGGCCUUCCACUUGGGUGCACUUGAAGCUGCGAAGCCCUGCGUCUGUCCCAGGGAAACCCCGCGGCCCGGAUCCUCAGGAGAAACAUGUUUUUCCAUUUUGCGCCAAAGCCAGACUCUGCCCUCGGGAUUCUCUGGAUCAGCACCAUGUCAAAGGUAGAGAUUUCCGGCUGGUGGCCGCCGCCUCACGGGCGGGGGGCCACAGCGAGGGGGGGGGUGUGGCCCGGGGCCGGGUGGCACAGCUCAUGAAGAACUUCGGCGAGCCCUGCCCCCGCCAGGCCCCCCCCACCCCAAACCCCCCCACCUGCACCUGGCCUCCCCCUCGCUCAGGAGAACACGCUCAGGCGCUACGGCGCGGCGUCAGUCAUCCGGCGGGGCCGACCCGCCUGAACCCGCACGCUGGAGGAUCAAUGGCGUCACCGCGCUCUUUCCGCUGGAGCCGGCGUCGCCGCGGAGACUGA